Molecule: messenger RNA, 993 nt
Organism: Colletotrichum phormii
Lineage: Eukaryota; Fungi; Ascomycota; Sordariomycetes; Glomerellales; Glomerellaceae
Exons: 1
Coding region: 36-743 (235 amino acids)
Source: RefSeq, a predicted model, not a curated record
GAUACGACCAGGAAGAUCGAUGAACUGGAACCUGCAUGGAGCCAGGCUGCAAAAUAUGCAUAUCACCGCGUUUGUUUUCUGGUCCCAUCCGUCAUGCAGCGCAGUCAAGUCGGAAGGGGAGGAAGCCUGGAGGAAGUAACUUCGUUUCCAGCCGCAUCUCCACUGAAGAACCACUUGUUGGAUCGGCGCUUGUCAUGCUCGUCAUGCCAUCCUCGGCUCCGGUGGGCGGGCGGCGCGCUCAAUUCCUCACUGACGGGCGAACAAAGCCGGUCGUGCCCAACGUCAAGGUGCCUUUUGACCAGCCACUCCCGCCUAGGCGGCGAAGGAUCUUGGCGGGUGGCUCUGUCGGACCGGACGGAGGAGCAGUGAAUUCGAUCGUCACUCUAACGUUUCUAUUUCGCCUCAAACCCUCGUGGGAACGUUACACCUCGCUGCGGUUGUGUUCAAUCUUCACCGACUUCAUGGAUCCGGAACUCCAGGACCGCCGAACAGUCUUUAGUCCGUUUCCGACUUGUGACUCCCCAGUAUAUGAAUUUUCUCUCGAGAUGGAUGCGCUGGCUUUUUGUGAAUGCAGGAACACAUCGGCGGCGGGAUCUGACCGCUCGAUGCACUUUGUAUUCCGUAUCGAUGCUCCGGAAAAAUAUGAAGCGGCUACAGAAGGCGGUCUGUCGCUAUCCGUAGACGGUGAAGAAACAAGGAAUGUUCGUGAUGGCAAUGAGAUUCGCAUGGUAGAGAGUUGGUGACUCCUCGUCCAUGAAGGUGGCUGGAGCACCAGCCACACUUGCAGAGGUGAUGGUGAAGUGUGGCGCGACGAUAGUGUGGCGUAAUACGGAGCAGACUCCCCGUCAACAAACCAGCCUGAGUCGGACGAAUCCCGGAAACAACAGAUACGCCAACCUGUGAGAAUGCGUUCUUUUUUACACUGUCGGCGGCCGAAACACGGGCCCAUCACAUGCCUUCAUGUGUAACUCCGAGACGUCAAGAAAUCUAGAG